AUGGUUGAAGAAUCUGAGAAUUUAGCCACCGCCACCGCCGUAGAAGAGGAAACAGAGGAUGCAACAUCAAUGGCCAAGAACCACCACAAUCCUGCCGGAGACGAGUCGGACGCGGAGGAAGGGGAGAUCGUCGGCGACGAUCCGGAGAAAGCGUCCGUGGCGGCGCCGCUUCCGAAGCACCCCUUGGAGCAUUCGUGGACGUUCUGGUUCGACAAUCCUUCGGCAAAAGCUAAGCAGGCCGCGUGGGGAAGCUCAAUUCGCCCUAUCUAUACCUUCUCCACCGUCGAAGACUUCUGGAGUGUUUACAACAAUAUACACCACCCUAGCAAGCUGGCAGUUGGAGCAGAUUUUCACUGUUUCAAGAAUAAAAUAGAACCAAAAUGGGAAGAUCCUGUGUGUGCCAAUGGAGGAAAGUGGACUGCUACUUUCUCGAGGGGCAAAUCCGACACUUGUUGGCUCUAUACGUUACUGGCAAUGAUUGGAGAACAAUUUGAUUAUGGUGACGAGAUUUGUGGGGCAGUUAUCAAUGUCAGAGCAAGGCAAGAGAAAAUUUCUAUUUGGACAAAGAAUGCUGCAAAUGAAGCUGCUCAGCUAAGCAUUGGAAGACAGUGGAAGGAGUUUCUGGAUUAUAACGAUACGAUUGGUUUCAUAUUCCACGAUGAUGCUAAGAAGCUCGACAGGGCACCAGUUCCCCACAAUGAUAAAUCUGGACACCCCAAAAUCUGGCAUUGUUGA
Striga hermonthica is the source of this 735-nucleotide messenger RNA. The record is from the annotation of a GenBank genome assembly. NCBI's taxonomy places the organism in Eukaryota, Viridiplantae, Streptophyta, Magnoliopsida, Lamiales, Orobanchaceae.